CACGCCAUCGUGGUUGACCCGCUGAGGGGGACGAUGUACUGGUCAGACUGGGGCAAUCACCCCAAGAUCGAGACGGCUGCCAUGGAUGGGACGCUGCGGGAGACUCUGGUGCAGGACAACAUCCAGUGGCCAACAGGCCUGGCCGUGGACUACCACAACGAGCGGCUGUACUGGGCCGACGCCAAGCUCUCCGUCAUCGGCAGCAUCCGGCUCAACGGCACCGACCCCGUCGUGGCCAUCGACAACAAGAAGGGGCUGAGCAACCCGUUCAGCAUCGACAUCUUCGAGGACUACAUCUACGGCGUCACCUACCACAACAACCGCAUCUUCAAGAUCCACAAGUUCGGGCACAAGGCCGUCACCAACCUGACGUCCGGCCUCAACCACGCCACCGACGUCGUGCUCUACCACCAGUACAAGCAGCCGGAGGUGACCAACCCCUGCGACCGCAAGAAGUGCGAGUGGCUCUGCCUGCUGAGCCCCAGCGGCCCCGUCUGCACCUGCCCCAAUGGCAAACGCCUGGACAACGGCACCUGCGUGGUCAUCCCCUCGCCCACCGUGUCCCCCGUCGUGCCCACCACGGACACGUGUGACCUGGUGUGCCUCAACGGCGGCAGCUGCUUCCUCAACGCCCGCAAACAGGCCAAGUGCCGCUGCCAGCCCCGCUACAACGGGGACAAAUGCCAGAUAGACCAGUGCUGGGACUACUGCCAGAACGGGGGCACCUGCGCCGCCUCCCCCUCGGGUGAGUGGGGGGGUGCCCGCCGGGCAUGGGAGG
Messenger RNA from Neopelma chrysocephalum (saffron-crested tyrant-manakin), 778 nucleotides. Its product is annotated as low-density lipoprotein receptor-related protein 1-like. The annotation marks the transcript as partial. NCBI's taxonomy places the organism in Eukaryota, Metazoa, Chordata, Aves, Passeriformes, Pipridae. The transcript is spliced from 6 exons. The record is from RefSeq and is a predicted model, not a curated record.